Malus domestica (apple) is the source of this 1943-nucleotide messenger RNA. RefSeq names its product probable glycosyltransferase At5g03795. Lineage: Eukaryota; Viridiplantae; Streptophyta; Magnoliopsida; Rosales; Rosaceae. The record is from RefSeq and is a predicted model, not a curated record. Gene Ontology annotation, molecular function: glycosyltransferase activity.
UAACCAUCUAUUACCAAAUGUUAAACUGUCCCUUCCUCUCUCUCUCUCAAAAACCAUCCAAAAUCUCUCUCCCUUUUCUCAGCAACGAAACAGACAGCUAGAGCUCUCUAGCUGUCUAUCUAGCUCUCUGGAUGAUGGGGACAAGCAGUAAAAAUCUGGCUGCGAUUAGUAAUUCCAGCAGCACUCAUCAGCGUGCAUGGUGGUCGUCGUCCUCGUCGAUUGCGGUUCUGUUGUUUGUGGUUCCGCUGGUUGUGGUUUUCGGGUUGAUUUCUGUGCUGGGUCCGAACACCGCCAAUUGGGUUACUAUCUCCCCCUCUGCUUCUCCUAGUUUAAAUUUAACUGCCACUAGUCCUAGUAGUAGUGAUUCGAAUGACGACGUUUUGGGGUUGAGAUCGACGGUGGCUGUUCUCGAUAUGAACAGCAUAGAAGAAGCUCACUCCGACGACUCCGUACAAAAUCGAUCCUCGUCGCCUCCGAUCGCCAUUGAAGAUGAAGCAGAAGCUUUGCCAACUCUUCAACAACCCAAUGUGACAAACAGAGAUGACUCGAGGAAUGAAACUUAUGCUUCUAUCAUGGAAAAACGACAAAGAAAGAAUACAAAUUUAGGGUUGUUGGAGGCCCGCCUUAGAAGAGCUCGAGCUGCCAUAAGAGAAGCUAAAUUUGGAAAUCAAACACAUGAUGUCGAUUACAUUCCUAAUGGUCCAAUGUAUUGGAAUGCUAAUGCCUUUCACUCGAGCUAUUUGGAAAUGGAAGAAAAGUUCAAGGUCUUUGUUUAUGCAGAAGGUGAACCCCCAUUGUUUCAUAAUGGCCCUUGCAAGAGUAUAUACUCCAUGGAGGGGAACUUUAUACAUCAAAUUGAGGUGAAUAAACAAUUUCGGACUCGAGAUCCGGAGAAAGCACAUGUUUAUUUUCUACCCUUCAGCGUGACAAUGUUGGUCCGUUUUGUCUAUGUGCGCGACUCGCAUGACUUCAGUCCAAUUAGACAAACAGUGAGAGAUUAUGUCAAUAUUGUCUCUGAAAAAUAUCCCUACUGGAACCGAAGCCUUGGAGCUGACCAUUUUAUGCUUGCUUGCCAUGAUUGGGGGCCCGAAACUUCAAAUUCCAAUCCCCAUCUUCGCAAAAACUCCAUUCGUGCCUUAUGCAAUGCCAAUACCUCAGAAGGGUUCAACCCGUCAAAGGAUGUGUCCUUUCCAGAAAUCAAUCUUCAAACAGGCGACACUCACGGCUUCCUUGGCGGGCCUUCUCCAAGGCUACGCUCCAACCUCGCUUUCUUUGCUGGAGGAGUUCACGGUCCUAUUAGGCCUAUUCUGCUAGAGCAUUGGGAGAACAAGGAUCCAGACAUGCGAGUCCAUCAGUACCUUCCAAAGGGUGUUUCGUACUACAACAUGAUGCGACAAAGCAGGUUCUGCCUUUGCCCAAGUGGGUAUGAAGUUGCAAGCCCAAGGGUGGUGGAGGCAAUUUACACCGGAUGCGUCCCGGUGCUCAUCUCAGACCAUUACGUGCCCCCAUUCAGCGAUAUUUUGAAUUGGAAGUCAUUCUCCGUCGAGGUUUCGGUAAGUGACAUUCCCAAUUUGAAGAAAAUACUAACGAGCAUAUCAUCAAGGCAGUAUGUGAGAAUGCAGAGGAGAGUGUUACAAGUAAGGAAACAUUUUGAGGUCAAUUCUCCGCCGAAGCGAUUCGAUGUUUUUCACAUGAUCCUCCAUUCUAUAUGGCUAAGAAGAUUGAAUGUAAGAGUACAUGAUGAUCAAUAAGCCCUUUUGAGUUUGGUGUUUAAAAUUGUGAUUUUCUUGUUCAUAGGUGAUCGAAUUCUUUUCUUUUUGUUUGUUGAGGGGGGUGGUGUCCAAUUGUGUAACAAGUGAAAAAAUAAAUUACGUUCUCUAGGUUUUUCUAAGAACACAAUAAUGCAAGCGCACGGAGUAAAAUAAAUCCAUUGUUUUGGGCAA